UCUCUUCAUAUCUCAUUGACUUCUUCUAUACCAUAUCUACUUAACGGUUCAAUUUCCCCCAUUCAUGCUGAAAACUUUCAGAAAACCCAGAAGAAAGUAGAGUGUGAUAAUAGACAGAGAGAAAACAUGUUGACCAUAAACGGCGAUCAAAACUAUGAUCGGCUCAAAGAGGUGAAACAGUUUGACGAUUCCAAGGUCGGCGUCAAAGGCCUCGUCGACUCCGGACUCACUUCCAUUCCUCGCUUUUUUCAUCACCCACCCGAAACUCGACCCACCCAACCUACACCCGACUCCACCUCCGCCCCUCGGACCAUUCCCGUCGUCGAUUUCUCACAACCCCGGUCCACCGUCGUUGAUCAGAUCAGACGGGCCUCGUCCUCCCUGGGAUUCUUCCAGAUCAUCAAUCACAGCGUCCCCCAAGGCGCCCUCGACCGCAUGAUCGCCGGCAUCAAAGAUUUCAACGAGCAACCGACGGAGAUAAAGGCGCAGCACUACCACAGAGAGGCGGGCCGCGGCGCAGCGUUCUCCACCAACUUCGACUUGUACCAAUCGAAAGCCGCCAGCUGGAGGGACACGCUUCAGAUAAGGUUGGGGCCCACUCCUCCCGACUACGAUUCCCUUCCGGAGGUCUGCAGGGCGGCGGUGGCGGAGUGGGACCCCGAGAUCAGACGUCUGGGAGAGGAUCUGAUGGGGUUGUUGUCAGAGGGAUUGGGGUUGAGUAAGGACAGGCUGAAGGAACUGUCGUGUUUGGAUGGGAGGGUAAUGGCGGCCCACUAUUACCCGUAUUGUCCUCAGCCUGAUCUGACGGUUGGGCUCACUUCUCAUACAGAUCCAGGGGUGUUGACGAUGGUGCUGCAGAACCAGGUUAGUGGGUUGCAGGUUAAGUACGGUGAGGAUUGGGUUGAUGUUGAACCUGUUUCUGGAGCUCUUGUUAUCAACAUAGGGGAUAUACUUCAGAUCAUAUCCAAUGAAGAAUACAAAAGCGUCGAGCAUCGAGUGUUAGCCAACCCCCAUCUCGACGCGCGUAUCUCUAUUGCAGUUUUCUUCAACCCAGGCGCCAGAGAGAACUUGUUUGGACCAUUGCCAGAGCUUGUAUCACAAGAGAAACCAGCUGUUUACCGCGAAUUUGUAUAUGCAGACUUCAUGGGAAAAUUCUUCACGAAGGAGUUGGAUGGGAAGUCCUUGACUAAUUACUAUAAACUCUGAUACUCAAAAGGGCCCACACUGGAUGAACAAGAAUAUAUUCCAGGUACCAUGUUUGUAUAAUCUGUAAACAAUAAUUUGUGUUUUUGUUCACGAUGGGCAAAAGGGAAAUAAUUAGAUAUACAAACUCUGUAAGAAGUUUAUUUAUUGUCUUCACUCAUAGAAGAAGACCACAGGUUAUAAACUUUGUACUAUACAUUUUAAAUUUCCUGCAGCUUUCUUUGAGCUACUAUAGAUCCUGGAAUUUACUGUAUAAUUUAUGUGUGAUGUAUGCAAUAAGUGAGGUACAUGUUUAGAUGCCUCUUGUUUGAUCUAAUGAAUGAAGAGACCUAGACUAUUCUAUUCA
Messenger RNA from Cornus florida, 1549 nucleotides. Its product is annotated as 1-aminocyclopropane-1-carboxylate oxidase homolog 3-like. Lineage: Eukaryota; Viridiplantae; Streptophyta; Magnoliopsida; Cornales; Cornaceae. The record is from RefSeq and is a predicted model, not a curated record. The transcript is spliced from 2 exons. The coding region runs from base 127 to 1206 and encodes 359 amino acids.